AUGCUCUACCUCCACCUUUGUAUCGGACAAUACGCCGGCCAAACUGCUGAUAUUGCAUUCCAACGAUUGAUGCCAAUUACUUGUGGUUUGGGAUGGGCUUUCGUGUUUGCUGGUAUUCCUGUGAUUAUUUAUCAUAACAUUAUUCUCACUUGGUCGCUGCAAUAUCUAUGGUAUUCAGUGCUUUCUAUAGUGAUUUCCGACGAUCUCCCAUGGGAAAAUCGAAUUAAGGAAGUAGUAUACAGUCAUGAACCUGCACUCACGAAUGUCUAUGAACCACGAGGUGCUGAUUGA
This is a messenger RNA of Cooperia oncophora, 291 nucleotides long. NCBI's taxonomy places the organism in Eukaryota, Metazoa, Nematoda, Chromadorea, Rhabditida, Trichostrongylidae. The record is from the annotation of a GenBank genome assembly.